Molecule: messenger RNA, 3174 nt
Organism: Leishmania braziliensis MHOM/BR/75/M2904
Lineage: Eukaryota; Euglenozoa; Kinetoplastea; Trypanosomatida; Trypanosomatidae
Exons: 1
Coding region: 1-3174 (1057 amino acids)
Source: RefSeq, a predicted model, not a curated record
AUGCCCAACACGCAGCAAGCGCGGACACCUACAAAAAAUGCAUCUGGCGAUGCACCGGCACGCCAUUGGCUGGUGCUCAGCCGUCGCAACGUCUCCGACGACAACUCCUCGCCACCGUCGCGCAUCCAGGCAGUACAGCCCAAGUCACCGAGCAGCAGGGACAGCAGGAGCAAGAAGCAGCGUGGGCAGUCGACUAAGAAAGGCGCCGCAGACUCGACGGCGCCGUCCGCCUCCACUCUCGCUUCCAGCGCUGGCCGACACAAGGACGCAAAUGGAGAAGAGGGCAACUUCCUCAGUGCCGACACCGCCCCCCUCGCAUCCACCCCGGUGCGACGGUCCCAGAGCUCCGACGAGGAUGCGGUACCUGCAGAGUGUGCACCAGUAGUCGUGGAAGCGCUACAGGAGGCGGAGGCAUGCAUGCCAACUCGAAGGGUGCCUCGAGGGCAACUGUACUCAGCCGAGUCGUCUGUACUGCGGUGCAUGUCACGGCAGGAACACGCUGAGACCGGUGUGGGCACUGUGCAGGCGCACGAUAGGUUGCCCGUGCCAACACACGAGCGAGCCGUCUCCCUGUCAAGCUCCACUCUUCUCUCUUCAGCGGCCCUAUCAAGCGAGCACGUCGGCGGUGUGGCCCCAAACGUCGAUGCAAUGCAUCCUGCCACAGCGCCUUCUACAGCUGCUGCGAAGAACACCUUAGGUCAGCAGGUGGUCGCUGGCACUGCUGCGAAUGUAAACCAUAUCGACUCCGGUGGCAUUCUCGCAUGGCCUCCCGUGGCACCACACCAGCCACUGCCGAUGCGCUUCUUCCGCUUCUCGAGCCCUUGGUGGCAGGACGCGAGGGCACCUAACGAAACGGCGGCUGAAGACAGCAAGGUCAUGAUUCAGUCGCACGCGCGUGCCCGGGGACUUCACGAAGAGGUGAGCCCGUGCCCCACUCCACCUCGCACACCGUAUGCCACAAGUUUAUGCAUCACACCACUAGAAAAUAGAGACAAGGAGGAGUGCGCUGUCGCCGACGAAUGCAGCCGCCUCGACGUACCAACGACGGCGGGGGUGGCCGGUGAGCGAAGUCAGGUGAGCGCAUCACUCGACCACUCGCCACUACAUGCGGUGUCUGUUCUCCCUCGAAUAAACCCUGCCCUCUACGCGACAGAGGAGCUCUCCACUGCUACAGCGGCAGGGUUGUCUAAGAGCAGCCCCAACAGCUCAACCCCACCACCAAUCCCGCCGUGUCUGGAUAACCGUGAGGAGGCCGCUGUGGAGGCAAUUCAACUGCGCCACAUAGAUACGGCUAACCCACCUCGCUGGCGGAGAGGGGGCCCAGGCGAUGAUGGUGUGUUUGAUGUAGAGAAACACACGCCGGACGCGGUGCGAGGAGCACUACCUGGUCGGCCGCAGAGCGCUUUUCUGUCUUUGCUGAAGAGCGGCAACGCCACCGAUAGCUCCCUCUCCCCACUCGGCAAACCUGACUCUCGCAAGCGCGUGUCGCCGUCGAGUGGGCAGGGCCCCAAUAGCAGCUACGGCUGCUCCGAUGGCGGCAGCACACCGGAGGGCUGUCAAACCAGCCGCUUGACGCCUUACUGCGACACGGAAGAGGAGGAGGAUGCUCGUGGCAACCCUACCUCAGGGAGCAUGACAAGGCCGCUCGAGGAGGGUGCGCAGGAGGCAGAGCAACUGCACCGUCCUCUGCCCUUCGAGGACGUCGCAACCGCUGUGGGGCUUCCACGCUUGUCCUUGAGCAGCGCCGACUCUCCUGUCACUUCAGAUGCAGCUCUGCUGAAAUACAACAACGCUCUCGCGAUACGCUUGUCGCACGUGCAGGCGGACGAGCCAGUCUAUUCACAGGAGGACGGCUGGCAGUCAGCUCUGCAGUCCAGCCAUACCCUCCUGGAGGAGUACCAGCGCAGCGUCUUGAUUGCCUUCAUGACGGCCUGCAAAGCGGCGUGGCUGCCAUCGAUCGCGGUGCGUGGACUCGAGCCUGUAAACACUCAGGCUUACACCACACCGUCGAUAGCGGAACAGGCGCCAGCGAAGGGCACCACCGUGUCGGAGGUUCACCUUCUCUUCCAGCUCUUCUGCACCAGCCCGUCGGAGAGUGCCGCCGAUCGGCUUGUUGCGUCCUUCUUUGCCACGCAGCUGACGCGCUACAUGAACUGGGUUCUCCAUCUCCAGUUCGAGCAUCUCUACGUGCGCAUGGUGGCAUUGCAGGCCGUGUCCAUGAUAGAGAUGCACGAGCGCUGGCUCACCUGCAUGCGACGCGACUUGGUCAUCCGGGACGCGAUUGAGCUCUUCAUGCUGCUCGCACCUCCCCCGCAGACCCCGACGGCGCCUACAAGGCGCCGCAUCUUCUCGAAAUUCCGCAUGGCCAUACACACGCUCAGUGGUGGGGGUGAUGGCAACUCAGGGGCCUGCACAGCCUCGGCGAAGCGUAGCGGGAGUGUUAGCGCACGCGCGCAGCGCAAACCGUCCUCUUCGGUGGCUCCCCUCUCUGCCACUAUCUGCCAACUUACGGCAGACGAGGAGCGGCGACACCAUCUUCCGCCGCGUAUUGAACCGCUCUUCUCCUUGGAGCAAUGCAACGCGACUCACUCCACCGCUUAUCUCAGUGCAGUAGGGUCUCCCGAAAAACACGGCGCUGGUGACAGCUAUGCAGCGGACCUGAGUGCUGUGCACAAGACUGUAGAUGCCACGAACGUGCCACGCGAUAGGCUCGAGCGCCAUCUUGGAACGCCAUGUCUGCUGAACAAUACUUACUCGAACUACUGCCGAUUGGUGGCGGAGAACAGCUACAGCGGUGCCGUCACCUCGUCAUCGUCUGGCUUGUGGCUGCCCAAGCUGAUACGGAGCACCUCGUGUACCGUGCCAGUGACCUACAAAGCAACUGAGGAGACUGGCAUGGGGUUGGAUAAGACGGACCCCGCCGAAAUGGAGCGAGGGGACAAGGGUGGAUUACAUCGCCACAAAGCCUGCAGUCGCCCCCCCUCCUCAGGGUUGCAGCAGCAUCGCGAACAGUACAAGAAGAAGAGCAUGGACACGGUGCUGCCCGGUGGUGGGCUGCGCGCAAAGACGCAGGUUCUGCCGAAGAGGCGCAAUCGCACGCCGCCGCCACCGCCGACGGACACCGACUUCGUGAACCUGUACGACGCAGAAGUGCUGGAGCGCUUCCUGAAGUAG